AUGGCACCGAUCUACAGAAUAGCCUCAAUGCCAUUCAAUCGAGUUUGGACAAUUUCAUUUAAACGGACUGAGCAUAUUGAAAGACAUCAAGGAGCUGGUGAUGUUUCUGAUGCAAGCGAAGAUAGUCAAAAUGAGGAAUCCUCUGACCCUGCAUCAGCAAAAUCUUGCACCUCCUGCGUUCCCAACGCUAGGAAGUAUACCCGGAACCUCAUCUCCUACCUUAUGGAAAAGACCACCCUUUUGAAGCAAUAG
This is a messenger RNA of Ilex paraguariensis (yerba mate), 252 nucleotides long. NCBI's taxonomy places the organism in Eukaryota, Viridiplantae, Streptophyta, Magnoliopsida, Aquifoliales, Aquifoliaceae. The record is from the annotation of a GenBank genome assembly.